Molecule: messenger RNA, 3266 nt
Organism: Colius striatus (speckled mousebird)
Lineage: Eukaryota; Metazoa; Chordata; Aves; Coliiformes; Coliidae
Gene: MYCT1
Product: MYC target 1
Exons: 2
Coding region: 1-783 (260 amino acids)
Cellular component (GO): nucleoplasm
Source: RefSeq, a predicted model, not a curated record
AUGUGGUGUCCCAAGAUAAGGCGAGUACUUGCUAAUUUGAGUCCACAAGCAGGAAAUAUUAUGCAUCCAUUUCCUUUCAGGCAAACAACACAGUUCCCUAGCCACACAAAAGCAUUGCUUCUACUGCUAAAUCUCAAACAUUCAGAAACUCGUUGCUCCUCUGUGGACAUAUCGUUCUCCAUUUGUUAUUUGGAUGUUAUGGAUAGAAACAGUACUUACUCUCCAAUCACAUGGCCGCCAAAGUUUUGGGAGCAGAUAACAAUAGCCUUCACAGUGUCCAUGGUGGUUGGACUGGUGAUUGGAGGGAUCAUCUGGGUGUUGUUCACCUGCUUGUCCCGUCGCAGAGCCAGCGCUCACAUUUCUCAGGGGAGCUCCUCAGCCUUCGGCCGUCGGUCCAGACCUUCUUCCCAUGGCCAUGCUACCGGCAGAACAGGAUUUUACCGCAACAGCAGCUGUGAACGUCGGAGCAACCUCAGCCUGGCCAGCCUCACCUUCCAGCGGCAAGCCUCCUUGGAACAAGCCAACUCCUUCCCCAGGAAGUCAAGCUUCCGUGCAUCUACCUUCCACCCAUUCCUGCAGUGUCCUCCCCUCCCUGUGGAGACGAACAGUCAGCUGAUCACCCUCACUCCCACCAAUACCACCACAACCCUUGUGGGAAGCACCAGCAACAGUUUAAGUCGACCUGAAUUCCACUGGUCUAACAAUAGUCUCCGCAUCUGCCACUCCACACAAACCCCACCUCCUGCCUAUGAAACAAUCAUAAAAGCUUUCCCAGACUCCUGAGCUAGGUCCUUGCUACAAACACACAUGUGCAUUUUAGGAGGAACCUCAAUCGUAUCAACAGUUUUCUGUAUGUGGUGAAGAUUUCUGAGAAGACUUCUGACUGCAGUUAAAAAGGAAACAUGCACUGCCAAGGGGCAGGUUACAGUGGUUUCUUGGAACACAAUGUCACACCAGACAAGGGAUCAAGUGUCUUUACACUACUGUCUGAUUUACUGCUAUGACAUAUGCUUGCAUAUUUUUAACAUUGUAUCUUCAAUUGUAACCGUUGCAACCUUAGAAGAAAGAAAAUACUACCACAUAAAAACCAGAUUGUUUCUUGAAGAAACAGAUCAUAUUAGGGGUUACUGGUAGACACAUUUAUGCAAAUUCCACUAUUCCAUGUCUGUUUCUUUCUUUGUUUGCAUUUUUUUAAAAGAAAUUGUAGUUUUACAUAUUUUCCCGAGGAUGAAAAAUUUUCAGAGAACACCUCCUAUUACUCAUCUUCUUACUAUAACCACAGGAUGGUUUGUGUCUAAGGAACCUUAGAUGCAGACCUUGUAGAGCAUUUAACAUCCCAGUCCUGGCUGUGGUCAUAGGCAUUCUGUCCUGCUGAUUGUAGAGGAUCUUAAAGGACUCCAUGUUAAGGCUGCUUGUAUAAAAUUCCCUCCACAGUAGGAAAAAAUGUUGAAAUAUACCAAGCUUCAUAUAGUUUCAAACAACAUACUAAACACAUGGUAACAAUUAUAAAGAAUUUUACAUCUGCAGCCAGCAGAACAGGUAGUCUCAUUUUAAUAUCCAGCAAGUCUGUGUGGGAGCAGAGCUCCUCAUGUUUGUUUCAUUUUUCUAGUUCUGGUUAUCAAGACAAGCAGCAUGAAUGACAACUAUUUUUUUAAUUAAGUUUCCUGUUUCACUAUGGGAUUACUCAUUUCCUUAUUUCAAAUUGUAUUGCUCAUAUUGUACCAGUGUUUAAUCCUUCCUGUCAAGUUAUUCACUGAAAUCUUGCCUUUCACUAAAACAAGAUUUUAGACAUCUCUGGCUAAAUACUGGUAUAAUACAAUUAGUUGAAAUAUAAAGAUAAAAAUGGAAUGUUUAACUGAGGUUAACAUAUUUUUGACAGUUUUAUGUGUAUCAUGUCAAGCUAACCCCUGGCUUAGUAGAGAUUAGUUGCACUGUCAUGAGAAGUCCAGGAUUUGCAAACAGCACAGACAAACAGGGCCUCAUUUAACUCUUACUGUAUCAGCUUCAUGUUAAAUAUUUCAUGUUCGAAUAAAAGAGUAAACAAUUUUCAUAAGUAGAAAAGUAAUCCUACUCUUCACUUACAUGGAGCCUUUUCAUCUAAAAGGGCUGGACAGCUACCAGUCACAGGACUCCUGAUUCUGAAGGGACUGGUCAUGUGCUUUUGAAGAGAGGACAAGUCGUCAUACAUCUUCUGGGAGGGACUAAGAUUCAGCAGCUUUUGAGAAUAAGUAAAAUGCUUAAUGACUUACUUUCUGGGUUUCUGGGGACUCGCAGCAUGCAUCCCUUUGCUGGGCUCAGCACCCCACAGGAAACACUGUUAGUGAUCUCUUGACUGCAGUCUUCCAGCCCAAUAUCUUAUUUGCAAACAUGACUACAUUCAGCUUACAUGCUACUACAAACAUUACUGUAAAACACAAGUAUCUUUAUUGCAAAGGCAAAUUAUUUUGCCUGUAUUUACUGGCUGCCUUUCAUUGUUUUAUUUUUUAGUGUGCAACAUUUUCCCUUCUAGAGGGAUGUAUGUCAUUGCUAGCAACAUUUCUAACAACAAUUUACAGUGUUUACAAAGCGUUUCACUUCAGACGCUAUGGAUUCUAGUACACCAAGGACUUGCUGAUAAGACUGCAAAACUUGUGGUUGCAGGCUAUGGACUUGAAACAAUCAUCCUCUGGAGAAAGUUGUGUUAUUUUAUUCAUUAAUAAUUUUGAUUUUUUGGUUUGUAGUCUUACUGAGUCUGGUGAACUUCAUUGCACACACAAGUGUGUUCACAGUGUUGUAGCUUAUUCCAAUGUGCCUACAAAAAAUAGAAUUCAAGGCUCCUCCUUUGGCUUAUUGAGCUUGGCAAACUGUUUAAAGAGACAACUUUGCCUAGAGUGUGUACCCAAUUGAACAAAAUUACUUGUUCCUAGAGAAUAAUUUUUAGAUGAGUAAAUUUCUACUCCUGGAUUGUAAAUGCACAUUACAUUACAUUACAGUAGAACUUUACACAGCAUGUUAUUGCUUGCAUUAUACUAUAUUUAGUAAACAAUGUAGAAAGGGAAGGUUAAAUGUACUGUACUGUAUUUUUUUCCUCCUGAAAUCUGUACUAGAUAUCAAAACUUUCUGUAAUGUUCCCAGGAUUAGGGAGAACAAAACCACAGAUUGUUUGGUGCAUAACAAGUAUGACUGUCAGAUAGCUAACUGCUAGUUUAAACAAUAUCUAAAAUGAAUGUUUUGCAAUUACUCUGGAAGAUUCAGAAUGUGAAAUAAAGUUAGAUGUUAUUAUCUCA